Messenger RNA from Panicum virgatum (switchgrass), 923 nucleotides. RefSeq lists its product as uncharacterized. The record is from RefSeq and is a predicted model, not a curated record. Lineage: Eukaryota; Viridiplantae; Streptophyta; Magnoliopsida; Poales; Poaceae. The transcript is spliced from 3 exons. Bases 103 to 543 code for a protein of 146 amino acids.
GGUGACCUCGCUCUGCUCUGCCUUCUUCCUUCAAACAGCACGGAGCUAUGCCUAUGCAGGUGCAGGCCACGCAUGGCUCUGAAAGACUACUAGAGCUGCGCGAUGCGGCCGCCAACGAUGCCCCGCGGGGCGCCGGCGGGCCACGCCGGGCGUAGGCUCGGCCCCGGCGUCCUGAGGCUGCUGCAGGCGCCGGCCGUGGUGGCGCUGGCCGCGACGCUCGCGGUCUCGGCGCCCGCGCCUCCGGGUCCGGGGUCGUCGGAGCCGCUGUGCAACCUCCCGCCGACGCUGUCCGGCGACGAGGGCGGGCGGCAGGGGGAGACCAACAGGAUCCGGCACCCCAAGUCGGACCGCGCGGCGCGCUGCACCUCAAAGUGCGUCAGCACCUGCGUCCUCGGCGGCUACGGCGCGCCGGGCGUCGCCGGGCCCUUCAACAUCCGGAGGCCCCUGGUGGUGUUCAAGGACACUUUCCGCAGCCGGCAGUACUGCCUGGUCGAGUGUUCAGACAUCUGCAAUCUGCUCCAGGAUGGCGAAGAUGACCAGUGAGAUCGAUGGAUACAACAAGACAAGCUCUUGCAUUCCAUGGCGUGCCCUGACUGAGCUAGGCCGGCAACGGAGGCCCUGGCAGGUCGGUCGGUCUGCGCUCCCGAUUGCCCGCUCCACACAAUUCCAAGGGUGGAAAUGCCAUGCGAGGCGGAGCUCUUUAGCUAGAUGGAACAUGGAAGAAGAUAGCUUAGAUACUAGAACUCGAGUCACCGCUAUUCACUUGCUCUCUGUAACAGAUAGCUUGUGUGAGCUAUCAAGGAAAGUUAUGCAGCACAGCAGAAGCAGUCAUGGUCUCUCCAAAUUCACUGUUACUUGAUGCUGCUGGCGUGUAAAUCUGAUUGUCUGGUGAAAUAGAGGGGAGUGACGGAUUCACAUGAUUU